AUGAGCACUAACACUUCGUCGCAGGGCCCUUCACACAGAGAUUUGUUGGUCCAGGCUAAACAACAGCAGAAGCAGGACCUACUAGACUCAGCUAAGGCUUCGGACAAUUUGGUUCGAACGGUGAAUGCUAUAGUGAGAGCCAAUUCGGUGGCAAACAGUCCCAACUGCCCGUCUCUUCUAGACAAGAUUACCACGAUUCACGAAAUUGAUGCAGAGAUCGACAGACAACUCAAGAGAGAUAUCAGUGCUAACUACGAGCAGCUUAUUCAAGCAAAGCAGAAGCUUUCGAGAGAACUUAAAAGAUCAAAGGGGGCUCUCAAGUACGGAAAAGAAGAAGGGACAUCGUUAGUGGAGAUUUUGCAGAGGAAAGCAGAGACUCUAGACCAGGAAUUGAGAGUUCUUGAGCAUUCGCUAAAGUUGAUCCAAUCAAGAAACGGCGACUGA
This is a messenger RNA of Candidozyma auris, 444 nucleotides long. RefSeq lists its product as uncharacterized. The transcript has a single exon. NCBI's taxonomy places the organism in Eukaryota, Fungi, Ascomycota, Pichiomycetes, Serinales, Metschnikowiaceae. The coding region runs from base 1 to 444 and encodes 147 amino acids. The record is from RefSeq and is a predicted model, not a curated record.